AUGUGAUAGCUUGGCACUCUUCCGUGGUAGGCUAAAACAAACGCUGACAUAGGGGGUGUAACUUACGCGAGAGAAGUGUCCAGGAAGUAGGGGCCGGGAACGACGUUGCAAGGAGGCCGUAAGCCCUUUCCUGAAACCUAUCAGGUCGUAUCUGCCAGAUUUGUGGACGUGGUUUCAAAGAAGCAGAGGGGAGUGACUGCUCAUACCAUCCGUGAUCUAAGGAAUAGCCACGUGUACAGGAACUGAAAAGACAACCCCGAAUCUCUCGGAGCUAGCUAGCCAGGCUACCUACCAAUCAAAGCUCAGGGUGCGUUUGACGCAGGCGAUGCAUCCCAUCCUCCGCUAGCUAACUAGCUAGCUCUUAGGUGUUUCAUCAGAUCGCGUUAAUCAUUUGCUGCGCAGUGCGGUUCCUUCAGUGUUCCCAUUGGAGAGUUCUGUGUGACGGCGAUGGCGAGGAGGAGAGUUUGGUCCGGGUGCGUGGGGCCAGUGUACCUGGCCCUAGUGGCUGUGCUGCUCAGAGCGGACGUCCAGGCCCGGCCCGCUAACAUGUCGGCCCACAAAGACAAAAAUCCCAACAGCAAGGAGGAGAACGAGAUCCUGCCCCCGGACCACCUGAAUGGUGUCAAACUGGAGAUGGACGGACACAUCAACAAGGACUUCCACCAAGAGGUCUUCCUGGGUAAAGAUAUGGAGGAGUUCGAGGAGGACUCCGAGCCCCGGAGAAAUAGGAGGAAGCUGAUGGAGAUUUUCAACAAGGUGGACUUUAACCGUGACAAAAGCGUGAGUGCCAAGGAGAUGCAGCGUUGGAUCAUGGAGAAAACCGAGGAGCACUUCCAGGAGGCCGUCAAGGAGAACAAGCUCAGCUUCCGGGCUGUGGACCCAGACGGAGACGCUCACGUGACCUGGGAUGAGUACCGGGUGAAGUUCUUGGCCAGCAAGGGCUUCAAUGACAAGGAGAUGGCCGAAAAGAUAAAGAACAACGAAGAUCUGAAGCUGGAUGAGGAGACCCAGGAGGUUCUGGAGAGCCUGAAGGACCGCUGGUUCCAGGCAGACAACCCUCCAGGUGACCAGCUGCUGAACGAGGAGGAGUUCCUCUCCUUCCUCCACCCGGAGCACAGCCGCGGCAUGCUCAAGUACAUGGUCAAGGAGAUCGUCCGUGAUCUGGAUCAAGAUGGGGACCAGAGACUGACCCUGCCCGAAUUCAUCUCCCUGCCAAUGGGAACGGUGGAGAAUCAACAGGCCCAGGACAUUGAUGACGACUGGGUGCGCGAACGCAAGAAGGAGUUCCAGGAGGUCAUUGAUGCCAACCACGACAACUUCAUCACAAUGGAGGAGCUGGAGGAGUACAUGGACCCGAUGAAUGAGUACAACGCCCUGAACGAGGCCAAGCAGAUGAUCGCCGUCGCCGACGAGAACCAGAACCGCAGCCUGGAGCUGGAGGAGAUCCUGAAGUACAGCGAGUACUUCACGGGCAGCAAGCUGAUGGACUACGCCCGCAACGUGCACGAGGAGUUCUGAGCAGGCGCCAGGACCGCCUCGCACGCACACGCCCCGCCCAAAACCACCCCCAAAUCGCGCCUUCGUCCCUCCGCCCCUGGUCUCGAUCGACGACAUCGCUGAUUUGAUUUGGGAGCGCCCAGAAACAAAUCGCCUAUUUGGCUCCCUAAUUUACCCCAGAAAUGUCUGAUGUGGUUUACCUGCACACGGAAGUCUUGUGGACUUCUCCGUGUCACGUGUUUUCUUUGGAUUCGAGUGCAUUUUUACGCCCUGCACAACCUUCAGAAUUAAUUUUGUACAGUGUAGAGUGGUGUGUGUGUGUGUACAGUAUAAAUCUAUAUAUAUGUUUAAGUUCAGAAGUGAUUAUAAUUGCCAUGCCUGAGAGCCUGAAUGGUGUUUCUGUAUGAAGAGCUGAAGAGGUGAAAGCACAUACAAGUUAGCAAUAGCAGCCUAUAGCUGACUGCCCAUUUCCAGACAAGUAUUUGGACCUUUUGGACCAGUGUGAUUUAAGGCCAUUUCCAUCAUUCAUUAAUCCCCCCCACUCAAAUCUUUUCUGUUGGGACAUACACAGGCACUCGUAUUUUGGUCUCCUUAUUUUAAAUGUAAGUGGAGAUGCAGGAUUAUUUUGGAGACAUUCAAACGCAUUGGCACACAAAUGCUUAUCGGUGAUGUGGUCUUCUCUUUAGUCCCAUAAAGCACUCAGUUCUGUCUUUGAGGCCUUAAAGGACUCAGUCCCAUGUAAAUCCAUAAGCAUUUACAUUUCUGUCUUUGAAGAAAUGUCUUGUCAUUAUUUGCUCACUGUUUUGUCUUCAGUUCCGUUGCCGGUGGUCUUUCAGGCCACGAGUGCUCAAUUGUAAUAUCUGGUGGCUGCCCUUAUCAGUCUGUCCAUAUCUCUGUUUCAUUACAGAAUUUGAGAGCUUAUUUAUUUUUCAGUGCUCAUGUGUCACAGUAUCAGUAUAAUAAUAACAUACAGAUAUCACUGACUGCUCUCCCAGAAUUAACAUCUGAAAAAUGUUUUUCCAGUUUAGAAGUCGGGGAAGCUGCAAUGUCCAAGAUUGUGCUGCAGGGAAAUGAAAUUGUAUAUGUAAAUAGAGAUUUGGAAUGAAAGUAUAUACAACCCACAGUCUUAACGAUUCGAGCCUUGUUAAUAUCAGAAUUAAGCAAUGAGUUAAUUAUGUUUAUUAUGUGCAAAUGGCAUUUCUAGUGCAAGUUGAUGCAGCAAAGGGUGCUGGUAACAUGUACAGUAUAUUUUUUUGGUUGCUAUUUUUGCAUCAGUGAUUUUGUAAUCAUUUUAAUUUUUCAGACUUUUUAUUUGUGAUUUGGUGCAGUAGCAAACGUCCUUCCAACUUGCUUAUCUGUAUAUUUUAGAUUUUGUUGGCGCCAUUAAAGGUUGGCUUAGUUUUACCUACUUGCAAAAUGACGGCUUGUUUCAGUAUAUCGCUUUUGUUUUAAUCUUGUGUCAAGGACUCACAACUUAUCCUGUGGAAUUGCAUUAAUUGGAAAUCGCAAAUACAUUUCCUUCAACCGUCCUUAACCCUUGUGAUGCAGCUUUCCCAUUACGCUGUUUUGCAGAUUUACCAAGAACAAUAAAAACAUUUCUCCCGUA
This is a messenger RNA of Conger conger (European conger), 3103 nucleotides long. RefSeq names its product 45 kDa calcium-binding protein-like. Gene Ontology annotation, biological process: calcium-ion regulated exocytosis. The record is from RefSeq and is a predicted model, not a curated record. Gene Ontology annotation, molecular function: calcium ion binding. The coding region runs from base 448 to 1518 and encodes 356 amino acids. Gene Ontology annotation, cellular component: endoplasmic reticulum. NCBI's taxonomy places the organism in Eukaryota, Metazoa, Chordata, Actinopteri, Anguilliformes, Congridae. The transcript is spliced from 7 exons.